Plasmodium knowlesi strain H is the source of this 402-nucleotide messenger RNA. Its product is annotated as secreted ookinete protein, putative. Bases 1 to 402 code for a protein of 133 amino acids. The record is from RefSeq and is a predicted model, not a curated record. NCBI's taxonomy places the organism in Eukaryota, Apicomplexa, Aconoidasida, Haemosporida, Plasmodiidae. The transcript is spliced from 5 exons.
AUGAACUAUUUUGUUGUGUCCAUCUGUUUUUUCCUUUGGUGUGUUGUUCAGAAUAAUUUUGUUCUGAAUGAAAAAAUUAUUCCCAUAAGUCCUGCCAACCGCUCAAAGUUAAAAAAAAUGAUAGACCGUGAUGAGGACUUUAAAAUAAAUAUACAUGCCCCGGUAGAAGAUACACUGGAAGUGUUGGAAUCUUUGGAUUCCUUGAUGAGGGUGGAAGAAAUCCAGAGAAAAGUCGACGAAGAAGAAUUCAUGGGGGACAAGCAGAGGCUCUUGAAAGUUCAUAAAAAGAGAAUUCAGGAUAUUGUUACCUUGGCAUUUGAGCCGCUCCAUGCUUUCCUGCCCAAUCCGCUACAGUACCUGAUUAUUAAAGAUGUCCACUCGUACUUAAAGAACCAAGAAUGA